AUGGUGAGGCUUGUUCUGCCCAACCCGGGCCUGGACGACCGAAUCCCCUCCCUGGGGCAACUGGAGGUCCUCGAGAAGGAGGAGGCCAGCUCGCGGCCCAAGUGGGACAACAAGGCCCAGUACAUGCUCACCUGCGUGGGCUUCUGCGUGGGCCUGGGCAACGUCUGGCGCUUCCCCUACUUGUGCCAGAGCCAUGGCGGAGGAGCAUUCAUGAUCCCGUUCCUCAUCCUGCUGGUGGUGGAGGGUGUCCCCUUGCUGCACCUGGAGUUCGCCAUCGGGCAGCGACUGCGCAAGGGCAGCGUGGGCGUCUGGAGCUCCAUCCACCCAGCCCUGAAGGGCGUAGGGAUCGCGUCCAUGUUCGUGUCCUUCAUGGUGGGCCUCUACUACAACACCAUCAUCGCCUGGGUCAUGUGGUACUUCUUCAACUCCUUCCAGGAACCCCUCCCUUGGAGCACGUGCCCGCUCAACGACAACCUGACAGGCUAUGUGGAGGAGUGCGCCCGCAGCUCUUCGGUGGACUACUACUGGUACAGAGAGACCCUCAACAUCUCCAACUCCAUCAGCAACUCGGGCUCUGUGCAGUGGUGGGUUCUGCUCUGCCUGACCUGUGCCUGGUGUGUCCUCUACGUGUGCAUCAUCCGUGGCAUCGAGACCACCGGCAAGGCUGUGUACAUCACCUCGACGCUGCCCUAUGUCGUCCUGACCAUCUUCCUCAUUCGGGGACUGACGCUAAAGGGAGCUACCAACGGUAUCAUCUUCCUCUUCACGCCCAACAUCACGGAGCUGGCCAACCCAGUGACUUGGCUGGAUGCGGGGGCCCAGGUCUUCUACUCCUUCUCGUUGGCCUUCGGGGGCCUCAUCUCCUUCUCCAGCUACAACUCCGUCCACAACAACUGUGAGAUGGACUCGGUGAUCGUGUCCGUCAUCAACGGCUUCACAUCCAUGUACGCAGCCACCGUGGUCUACUCCAUCAUCGGCUUCCGCGCCACAGAGCGCUAUGACGACUGCUUCAACCAGAAUAUCCUGACGCUCAUCAACGGGUUCGACUUGCCCGAAGGCUCUAUCACCCAGGAUAACUUCGAGAAAGCACAGCAGUGGUACAAUGCUUCUGACCCCAUGGCCUUCGCCCAGCUGCAGUUCCAGACCUGCGACAUGAACUCUUUCCUGUCAGAGGGCGUGGAAGGCACGGGGCUGGCGUUCAUUGUCUUCACGGAGGCCAUCACCAAGAUGCCCGUGUCCCCUCUGUGGUCUGUGCUCUUCUUCAUCAUGCUCUUCUGCCUGGGCCUGUCCUCCAUGUUUGGGAACAUGGAGGGCGUGGUCGUGCCCCUGCAGGACCUCAAAGUCUUCCCCAAAAAGUGGCCCAAGGAGGUGCUCACAGGUCUCAUCUGCUUUGUGUCGUAUCUCAUCGCCUUCAUCUUCACGCUGAACUCCGGCCAGUACUGGCUCACCCUGAUGGACAGCUAUGCCGGCUCCAUCCCCCUGCUUAUUAUCGCCUUCUGCGAGAUGUUUGCUGUGGUCUACGUGUAUGGCGUGGACAGGUUCAACAAGGACAUCGAGUUUAUGAUCGGCCACAAGCCCAACAUCUUCUGGCAAAUCACGUGGCGAGUGAUCAGCCCGCUGCUCAUGCUGGUCAUCUUCCUGUUCUUCUUCGUGAUCAACGUCAAUAAGGAGCUGAUAUACAGCGUCUGGGACCCUGCCUAUGAGGAAUUUCCCAAAUCCCAGAAGGUCCCAUACCCAAGCUGGGCAUAUGGUGUGGUGGUUAUCGUUGCUGGUGUGCCCUGCCUCACCAUCCCUUGCUUUGCCAUCUACAAGCUCAUCAGGAACCGUUGCCAGAAGCAAGAAAGCCACCAGGGGCUGGUCAGCACCAUGUCCACGGCCUCCAUAAAUGGGGACCUGAAGUACUGA
Molecule: messenger RNA, 1905 nt
Organism: Eptesicus fuscus (big brown bat)
Lineage: Eukaryota; Metazoa; Chordata; Mammalia; Chiroptera; Vespertilionidae
Gene: SLC6A19
Product: solute carrier family 6 member 19
Exons: 12
Coding region: 1-1905 (634 amino acids)
Biological process (GO): sodium ion transmembrane transport
Cellular component (GO): plasma membrane
Source: RefSeq, a predicted model, not a curated record